AUGUCGCGGCUAAGAACCGCAAGUUCCACGGCAGUACAAGCCACGAAGAGAAAGAGAGUAGAAAAGGUCAAGAUUGAAUCAAGUGAAGAAAAUGAGAUUGAAAUAAAAAGGAAAAGUUCUCGGCCCGCGAUCAAGACUGAAACAGCGAUUGAAUUGAACAACGAGGUUACUGGUGUUCUAUCUGACAUAAAGAUUGAGAUCAAACAAGAACCAGCAGAUAUAGCCGAUAAAAAGUCUGACCUGAAAUAUAUUCCCCAUAUCAAGGUAGAAAUUGAAAAAGACACUCCGCCUAACAUCUUUCCAUACAUAGAAAAGCAACAUCAUGAUCUACCCAAGGCUCCCAAGAAUUGGUACAAGAUAUACAACGAGAUCGUUACCAUGAGGAGUAAGAUAUCAACCCCCGUAGACACACAGGGCUGUGAACGAAUGCCCAACUCCAUUAACCCUAACGUAAGAACCAGAAACCCACGAAUUUACCGAUUUCAACUCUUGAUUUCACUCAUGCUCUCUUCACAGACUAAAGAUGAAGUCAACUACUUGGCCAUGAAAACCAUGCACGAAGGCUUAUUGGCGAAUGGAUACAAAGAUGGAUUAUGUAUUGAAGCAUUAUUAGAGCUCACAGAAAAAGAGUUAGACGAUUACAUUUGCAAAGUAGGUUUUCACAACCGUAAAGCUGGCUACAUCAAGAGAGCCUGUGAGAUGCUCAGAGACAAUUUUCAAUCAGAUAUCCCCAGUACCAUCGAAGAUGUUGUCACCUUACCUGGGGUAGGUCCAAAAAUGGGCUAUUUGCUUUUGCAGAAUGCCUGGGGAAUCAAUAGUGGCAUUGGAGUGGAUGUUCAUCUCCACCGUUUAGCCCAGAUGUGGUCUUGGACUUCCAAGAAUGCGAAGACUCCUGAACAUACGAGAGUGGAAUUGGAAGACUGGUUACCACCUAAGUAUUGGGCCGAUAUAAAUCCACUAUUGGUAGGUUUUGGCCAGACAAUAUGUGUUCCAAGAGCGCCCAACUGUGAUAUCUGCACGCUAGCUACAACUGGUUUGUGCAAGGCGUCCAAAAAAAGUCUUCUCAAGACUCCCAUCACCGAUGAAAGAUUAAAAAAACUCAACAAGCAACGGGGUGAUUUGUCGAAGCUCAUUGCUGAAUUCGUCUAA
Molecule: messenger RNA, 1149 nt
Organism: Scheffersomyces stipitis CBS 6054
Lineage: Eukaryota; Fungi; Ascomycota; Pichiomycetes; Serinales; Debaryomycetaceae
Gene: NTG1
Product: bifunctional N-glycosylase/AP lyase
Exons: 1
Coding region: 1-1149 (382 amino acids)
Biological process (GO): nucleotide-excision repair; base-excision repair, AP site formation; base-excision repair
Cellular component (GO): nucleus
Molecular function (GO): DNA-(apurinic or apyrimidinic site) endonuclease activity; oxidized pyrimidine nucleobase lesion DNA N-glycosylase activity
Source: RefSeq, a predicted model, not a curated record